GGUGUCUGUGUAGUAAGUGUUGGAAUAGAAAAUGGCAUCAUCGACGCAAAGUGCAAUCUCAUCUUAUCUUAUCACAAACGGCUUCAUGGAUGGGUAUUUUAUUUGGAAAAGACACGGAGAAAUUAUUUAUAGAAAACGGUGUUGCACCCAAGUGGGUGAAUCAUCAAGUGUCGCUGCUGCUGCUGCUGCUGCUAUGAAUAAUGUUCCAAGUGUCGAUCAACUCAAAGACAUGCUUCAUAAUGCCAUGGGAUCAAAUUUUUUUAAUAAUGAAAAUAGUGCCACAGGGGUAAAAGAUGCAACACAAUUUGAUGCUAGUUUUGAUGAUCCAUAUGGUGUCAGGUGUGAUGAUGGUGUCACUGUCUUAAAGUGGGUGUGUGAGCUCAUGAGUGCAAAAACACUUUUUAACAUGAGUGUUAUUAAUUGGGACUAUGUGUUAAAGCGUAGUCUAAUGGCCUUCAAAAAAGUUGAUAAGGAGAAAUUGCUAACAGAUUAUUAUAGUGCCAAGAAGAUGUUAAGGCAUCUGGAUCUCGAGUAUAAAAAAGCCCGAUUUAAGCAGCGUGAUGUGCAUUCUGCUACGCCUAUACCAAGAAAGACUUUGUGGUAUCUUCCUAUUAUUCCUAAACUUCAGAGAUUGUAUAUGUCUAGGAAAAUUGCCGAGCAUCUGACUUGGCAUUUAAAUUGUUAUAAUGAAAAUGAGAAAAUUUUUCAUCCUGCAUGUGGAGAGGCGUGGAAGCAUUUUGAUAGCAGUCACCCUGAGUUUGCUAGGGAAUUGAGGAAUGUUAGGUUAGGUCUGUGCACUGAUGGGUUCACUCUUUUUGGAAAUUCUGCAUCUCCAUACUCUUGUUAGCCAGUAUUUAUGUCAGUUUAUAACCUGCCUCCAAUAAUGUGCAUGAAGUAAUUAGCGAUGAGUUCAUUAAUGUCCAUGAGCAUAUCAAAUGUUUAUCCAACGGUCCAAAAAAUUAUGUUUCUUGCUAUAAUGGAUAUAUUGUCAAUGGAUUCCGAUUUCACACUGCCCACUAUGGUAAAAAUAAGCGAACAAUGAAUUAUGGUGUCUGUGUUGUUGGAUCUAUUGGUACUGAAUUAGAUUAUGAUUUUUAUGGUGUGCUUCAAGAAAUAAUUCAGAUUGAGUAUU
Rubroshorea leprosula is the source of this 1132-nucleotide messenger RNA. The record is from the annotation of a GenBank genome assembly. NCBI's taxonomy places the organism in Eukaryota, Viridiplantae, Streptophyta, Magnoliopsida, Malvales, Dipterocarpaceae.